UCGAGACAAUACCUUACGUGGGGCUCAGCCGACAAUGCGCACCCGGUCGACAUCUUCUCUCUGGCAGUGACCGAGAAGCAGGUCCUGUCUGUAUCGGGGGCCCCGUCCAUCAAGAUACAUUCGACUACUGAUACGGAGUUUCCGCUGAUCCAGUCCAUUGAUGCAGCUCACCCACUGGGCUGCCACCACAUCGUGACUGACGCCAACGGCUCUCGAGCCAUCACUGCUGGAUUCGACGGGAAUCUCAAGGCCUGGUACUCCCAAGAUGGGUAUUGGUCGGCAGAUACUGCGACUACAGACAUCCUGAAGAAGGUUCAUCCGUGGGCCAUUGCCUUGUCCGGAGACGGCCAGUAUCUUGCAGGUGUCUCUGAGAAUGGUCGUGUCGGCGUAUGGGACUUGGGUGGAGGUGGAGCCCAAAUAAGAGACCAUGAAACCAAGGGCAGCUUCGGCACAUGCAUCGACCUGUCUGCCGAUGGCCGUUUUAUUGCCAGUGGUCAUGAAAAUGGUGCUGUUUACAUCUUCCUCACAGACACUGGCCGCAUGCCGUUCUCUCUAUCAGGCCUGGUGAAACCCGUGCGUGCAGUGGCGUUCUCUCCCGGUGGUAGAAUUCUUGCGGCAGCGGGAGAUUCCAAGGUUAUCGUUCUCUACGACACUUCUUCUGGUGAACAGAUUGCCAAUCUCUCUGGCCACGCGGCCUGGGUGCUGUCUCUGUCGUGGAGCAGCUCAGGCGAGUACCUUCUGAGCAGUUCCUUCGAUGGCAAAGUCAAAGUCUGGUCAAUUGAUACAAAGAUGUGUGUUGCCACACACUCUGAAACUGAGAAGGCAGUCUGGAGUGCCAAGUGGCUUCCAAAGACAGCCCGAUCCGAAUGCUUCGCUACCGCCGGUGCCAAUAGGAGUGUCGCUUUCUACCGUGAGGCAACUGGCGGCUGA
Penicillium daleae is the source of this 930-nucleotide messenger RNA. Its product is annotated as SKI complex subunit WD repeat protein SKI8. Gene Ontology annotation, molecular function: protein binding. The transcript is spliced from 6 exons. Lineage: Eukaryota; Fungi; Ascomycota; Eurotiomycetes; Eurotiales; Aspergillaceae. The annotation marks the transcript as partial. The record is from RefSeq and is a predicted model, not a curated record. Gene Ontology annotation, cellular component: Cdc73/Paf1 complex.